AUGGGGAAGAAGUGGCGGAGUCCCAGCCAGGCGGAGAAAGGCUGCUCCGACAAGGAAGAACUUGGCAGGCGGAGGAGUCGGAGCGCCAGUCGAGGGAGGUUCGCGGAGUCGUGGAAGAGGUUAAGUUCCAGGCAGGGCUCCACCAAACGCUCUGGGUUGGCUUCGCAACAGCCUCCGGCUCAGAAGUCAUGGAUAGAGAGAGCGUUUUACAAAAGGGAAUGCGUCCAUAUAAUACCCAGCACCAAAGACCCCCAUAGGUGUUGCUGUGGGCGCCUAAUAGGUCAACAUGUGGGACUUACUCCAAGUAUCUCCAUUAUUCAGAAUGAGAAAAAUGAAAGCCGGCUCGCUCGAAAUGACAUCCAGUCAGAGAAGUGGUCAGUCGGCAAGCACACACAACUCAGCCCCACGGAUGCCUUUGGAACCAUUGAGUUUCAAGGAGGUGGCCACUCAAAUAAAGCCAUGUAUGUGCGGGUGUCUUUUGACAAACCUGAUCUUCUUCUACACUUGAUGACCAAGGAAUGGCAGCUUGAACUACCGAAACUCCUCAUCUCAGUACAUGGAGGUCUCCAGAAUUUUGAACUGCAACCAAAACAACAAGUAUUUGGGAAAGGCCUCAUUAAAGCUGCUAUGACAACUGGAGCAUGGAUAUUUACAGGCGGAGUAAAUACAGGAGUUAUUCGGCAUGUUGGUGAUGCACUGAAAGACCAUGCUUCAAAAUCUAGAGGAAAGAUCUGCACUAUUGGAAUAGCUCCCUGGGGAAUUGUAGAAAAUCAGGAGGACUUGAUUGGCAAGGAUGUAGUCCGACCGUAUCAAACAAUGUCCAAUCCAAUGAGUAAGCUGACAGUACUCAACAGUAUGCAUUCUCAUUUUAUUCUGGCUGAUAAUGGAACCACGGGAAAAUAUGGUGCAGAGGUUAAACUUCGCAGGCAGUUGGAAAAGCACAUCUCCCUUCAGAAGAUAAAUACAAGAAUUGGUCAAGGAGUACCAGUAGUGGCCCUCAUUGUAGAAGGUGGACCCAAUGUAAUUUCCAUUGUCCUGGAAUAUCUGCGUGAUACACCCCCAGUUCCAGUUGUAGUAUGUGAUGGGAGUGGCCGAGCAUCUGACAUCCUUGCAUUUGGUCAUAAAUACUCAGAAGAAGGAGGGUAA
Molecule: messenger RNA, 1146 nt
Organism: Thamnophis elegans (Western terrestrial garter snake)
Lineage: Eukaryota; Metazoa; Chordata; Lepidosauria; Squamata; Natricidae
Product: transient receptor potential cation channel subfamily M member 3-like
Biological process (GO): monoatomic cation transmembrane transport
Molecular function (GO): monoatomic cation channel activity
Source: RefSeq, a predicted model, not a curated record